UGGUCAGUUUUAGCUUUGUGAUUAAGUAUGUGGUUCAGUUUAGGAAGAUCUGAGGGAUUUCCCACACAAUACCCUGCAAAUGCUAGUGCCGUACACUUUGACACCCUUGAAGUGGGUAUUAUAGUUGCAUUUGUGAUAUUGAUGAUAUGUUUUGCUAUUUCUAUACCAUCAACAAAUAGAAAAACGAACAUUCAUGCAUAUGCGAGAAUAUUUUUACAGUUGCUGAUUGGAUUACUCGUCUUAUUGGGAAACUUUGGGCAAGAUUGGGAGACAGCUGUUGUCCAGGUCAAAACUCCUUAUAAAGCUGGAAUAGCUGCAGAAAUCGAAGCUUCUAUUGGAAUUCAUAUUGGACUACGAAGUGUGAAUGUUACUUUGAAGAGCAAUUCGUCCAAUCCAGAAUUGAAAAAUGAAAUAAUUGAUUAUAAUGAGAGAUUUACAUGGACUUGGGACCAAGGAAAUUUUGGCUUUGGACCAUUCGCUGGUAGACUACAACAGGAAUUCCGAGCAGCCCAACUUCGAGGAGUGCCAACCCCUAUAUUAUGGGUAGUGGAUUAUUUCGUCAUAGACGGUGAAGGUUUUCGAUAUGGAAGAUUCUACAGAACCUCCGGUUGGUAUUGCCACAUUCUUAUGUGGACCGCAUUUGCAACAUGGCUAUUGGCACUCAUUUUAUUCAGGUCUGUCAUUGUUUAUGGUGGAUAUUGUUUGGGAAUGACUGGACUUCUGCAGUUGGCUGCCAAUUUAUUGUGGGUAGUAGUGAAAAAUCCAAGCCCUCUUGUGAUACCUUUCGAUGGUGUGAUUUUGACAACCGCAUAUGGAGUCUCAUUUUGGAUCACAUUUGUCAAUGGUCUUCUUUCUGUUAUUAGUGCGAUCAGUAUUAUAAUAAUGGAUCAAAAAUAUGAUGAUCUACUAUAUACCUUUUUCGAUGUGGAUCCUCUGACAAGUUUUGAUGAAAUAUCUUACUUGACUCCAGAAGAAGAAUCAGUUUUGAGGCAUAAGGAAGUCCGACAAGAUAUACCUUUAAUACCUAUGCGUCAAUCUGUUGAGGAAGAAGAAGAAGAUCAAAAUGUAGAAUAUAUACCUGUUUAUAAGAAAAGAGGCACUGUGCGAUACAGACAUCAUGUGGCUUUACCACCUCCUGUACCGAGAGAGAAAAAACCUAGGCAUUUGAUGAAUCAAGUAGUUUGAAUUACUUCAUUUUUCUUUGUAGGUAUCUGUAAUUAUUCUUGAGAUAAACAUUAAAAGAGUC
Molecule: messenger RNA, 1246 nt
Organism: Harmonia axyridis
Lineage: Eukaryota; Metazoa; Arthropoda; Insecta; Coleoptera; Coccinellidae
Product: dual oxidase maturation factor 1-like
Exons: 6
Coding region: 28-1185 (385 amino acids)
Biological process (GO): protein transport
Cellular component (GO): endoplasmic reticulum membrane
Source: RefSeq, a predicted model, not a curated record